Drosophila pseudoobscura is the source of this 4245-nucleotide messenger RNA. RefSeq names its product Dpr-interacting protein lambda (gene DIP-lambda). Gene Ontology annotation, cellular component: neuron projection. The record is from RefSeq and is a predicted model, not a curated record. The transcript is spliced from 10 exons. Lineage: Eukaryota; Metazoa; Arthropoda; Insecta; Diptera; Drosophilidae. Bases 447 to 1946 code for a protein of 499 amino acids.
AAUGUUUACCCAACACUAGUCAGCUGUGUCAGCAUCUUUGUUCCGCUUUGCAAACAGUUUCCUAAAUUUAUUGAUUUAAUUCGAUCACGUUUUUUUUCUACAAAAACCAUUUACGAUAAAAACCGUUGUAAGAAAGUCGUAUAAUUGAGAACAAGUCUUAUUUCCAAAGUCACUUCUUCAAAAUCUCAAUAUUGAAUGACAAUACCGACAAAGGACAGGGAAUUACCCUAUACAUAUCAAAAAAUAUUUUUAGAUCAAUAUUAUCGAAAAAUUAUACAAGGAAUGCAAGCGCACGACAAUAAACGUGGAUGGCGAUGCCGUAUGAAGAUAUAGAGAGCAAGGGAUCAACUCGAGUAGCGAGUAUUUUAUACAUACUGCAUUGAAAAGUAUAUACUGUACCUGAAGAUCCAUCGAACAUCAAACGUUCAAAUAUUAAGACUGUUGCAAUGAUUCAAUUAAAGUUGAGCACAAAAGCCAUAGCUUUUGGCAUAGUUUUGUUACUUAUCAAAGGGCAAGGCGAAAUCGGAGGUCAUUCGUUGCCACACACACAAGGACAUAGCGAACCAGAUGAAAUCGUCCCUGAGUUUUUGGCGCAAUUGACAAAUAUUACGGUACCCCAAGGACGAGACAUUUCCUUCACAUGUGUUGUUGACAAUUUGGGCCAAUAUCGGGUGGCAUGGAUUAAAUCUGAUUCAAAAGCAAUACUUGGUAUACACACACACAUGGUCUCACUAAAUCCCAGAUUAUCUGUGACACACAACGGCCACAACACCUGGAAACUUCACAUAUCUCGCGUACAGAUAAAUGACUCCGGCAGCUACAUGUGCCAAGUGAAUACGGAUCCCAUGAAGAGCCUUUCAGGCUAUUUAGAUGUUGUUGUGCCACCGGAUAUUCUAAAUCACCCAGACCAUAAUCUCGAGGAAGGCGUCAGCACUGAGGGUGGCAGUAUUGUACUCGUGUGUAGUGCGACUGGCGUACCCGAGCCGAAGGUGCAGUGGCGGCGUGAAACAGGAAAGGAUAUUAUACUUCGAGCGGAGAGCAGAGAUAAACAAGCACUGAAAUCCGUGGACGGAGAAAGACUCACUUUGACAAAUGUCCAACGUACAGAUAUGGGUGGCUACAAUUGCAUUGCUUCCAACGGUGUGCCGCCUUCAGUGAGCAAGAGAUUUGACGUACACGUAAACUUUCCACCUACAAUCAAAGCCGUCAACCAGCUGGUCGGCGCACCUGUCGAAAGGGAGGUAACAUUGGAGUGCAUUGUAGAAGUAUAUCCCAAGCCCCUGAAUGGAUGGUACCGCAAUGAAGGUAAUGUCAAACUGCAUAACGGGAACAAGUACAACAUAUCUGAAGAAAUGAUUAACCUAUACACAUGGCAUCUUAACCUAACCAUCCGGCACCUGACUAAAUCCGAUUUCGGCGCCUACAGUUGCUCCAGUGUUAAUGCCCUUGGAAAGAGUGAAACUCGCAUUAGACUGCAAGAAUUACGAUUACCGCCCAAGUCGACAACGACGCCAACACCUCACGUGCACACAACGGCUAAACCGCGUCGGAAGCAGCAACCCGGCCACAACAAGGGACUGAACGAAGUGGUGCGUGCCAAGGAAACCCAUUUCUCAAAUCAAAUGCAGCAGGAGAACGACGUAUUCGGCGGUGGGAUUGGUGUGCCCCAGAGCGCCAACAGUGGUAAUGCUGGUAGCGUAGUUGAGAGUGGAAACGUCAACGGCAUGAUAAACGGAGCGGAAGUACAUACACAACUACCUGCACGUAACGGAUAUGAAAAGACGCAUAAGUCGCCUGGCGUUGUACCAUCACCCCGUUCACCCUGGAACUUUGCGAGUGCGGGGUCGCAGCUGCUUGCCAGCACUACGAUAGCGACAAACUCUCUGGUGUUUUUUCUUCCCUGCGUGUUGUCUGUGUGUACGAGUAUGUACUAUAUAGUAAUUUAAAAGCACGCUACCCAAGAAAUCUCCGAUACGAUGCUACCAAUGGAAGGGGACAGGACAGCUCUGCAGCUCUGCAGCUCUGCAGCUAUGCAGCUGCUCAAAAACCGCCGAUGCAACUUCUGCUUUUAAGUUACGAAUAGUUCUGGGUCUGUCGUUGUUGGUCAGUGUAGAUCCGGUGGUUGUGCAGUACGUAGUUAUCAAUUGACUCGUCUGCCACAAACUUAGUUUGUCUUAUUAGCUAGACAAAGAAAAUCGAAUAUACAAACCUACAUACAUACAAUAUAUUGUACGUAAUGUAAGUUGGAAGCAUUGCUACAGGUUUUCUAACAUUAACGUAGUACACGCACACUAAGAGAGUCUACUAAAGAAUCCACAUACUACAUACAUAUUUACAUUUUAUUUCGAGUUACUGAGGUACUUCCACGCAGCAAUUCCAACUUUUCCAUUUCAAAAUAGUACAAACAAUUUGAAAAAUUUUAAGAAUUGGGUGAGCUUUGUUUGAGUUUUCUUAUCAAGUACAAGAAAAUUUCCAAAUAGAUGCAAACAUAUUUCUGGUAAGCCAGUAUCCAUUUUACUGCAUUUCCGUUUGGCUUAAAUGUAAUAAAUACGGGUCUAAAGCCCACAAAGCGUGGAAAAAUCCUUUAAUGGACCGCGGUUUAUCAAGAAUUUAUGUGCAGAAAUUAUUUGUCGGUCAGACCUUUUUCGACUUACCCACUGGAAUGUUAUUAAUAGGCGCGAUCACCAGCAAAAUGUAUUAUGCAUCAUGUCUAAGGUGUCAUCUAUCAUGUUUUGGGUGCUGGUGAACGCCUAUGAUUCAUUCCUUACUAUCUCGCAGUCGUAAAUAAAAUCGGAUCUGAACCUAUCGACAUUAGCUUCGCGACUCGACCCAAAAAACAAUCACGCCAAAUUGCAGUCAUUUUUCGUAAGUUCUAAGUGUUGACAUUGAUUCAUGAUUUUGUAUUAUUCUGGCGAUUCUGAUUCUUCACGAUGUAGUGCGCAUUUUAUUUGAUAUGUCAAUUCUCGAUAAAGACCAACAGCAAUGCAUCAUGCAUCAAAAUGGAACGUAAUCUUUUCAAGCUCCACUUCUGAAAAUCUGGUACAUGGUACAUGGUUUAUGCAUAGUAAUCGCUAAUCAUGCGCGUUCAAAACUUCCGAAACUGAAUCUUUUACACUAGAGUUAAUAGUCUCACCAAUUGCCACAUAUUUUGUCGUUGCCGUGUAUUAAAUUAACUUGUUUAAAUGAAAAUUAGCCAUUAUUUUAUAUAUUACACUUUUUUAACCCUACUCCUUAUGGAAAUGGUAUGUUCAAGAUUAGCGGACCCGCUAAAAGAUGUACAAUAAAACUAUCUUCUCUAUCGUCUCUAUACUUCACUGAUAUUGCUACUAAUAAUACUACUACUAAAAGCGAUUUGUUUCACCAAAUUCGGCACGGUAUGAAUUCAAAAGCCUUAAGCGAAAAUUCCUGAAAAACACAACUUGUUCAAUAUGUGAGAUCCCUAGGCAGGGAUGAAAAAGUUACUGUUUUUAUACAACUAUAAAAACUAAUAGGCGUCUGAUAUUCAUUAUAGUUAUUAUUAUUACAACAAUAGUUCUAUUCGUUCUAUUUUGUGCAUAGUACAUAGUACAUUACAUUAUAUUAUUUUUUGUGACCACAAUUUUUUUAUGAUUAAUGUCAACCUAUUUAACCAACUGCACAAUUAAUGUUCUCUUAUUGUUAUUUGGUGUUAUUGUUUUCUAUAUGUCGGCGAAUAGUGAAUUCAUUAACUUCUUCGGAAUAUCCAAUGUUUAUCCUGCGGAAAAAUUGACAAGUAAUUCAGUUUUCAGCAAUUUUUCUCGUUUGACUUGGGAUUGUUUGCAAGUGCAGAAAAUGGAAAACAAUUUUUGAUAUUUCAGUCAAUAAUAAAUAUAAUAAAAUGUUAUUGGAUAAAACAAGACUUUAUAAUAGGCUACCUAAGCUAAUAACGGAACAAUAAUAACUUACAAAUUUAUGUAACAAUGGUGAGCUUAUUUGCUCACAUUAGAUAAUGUACAGUAAUCCAAUAAUACAUACCACACAAUGCAAUGCAGAAAUGUCUUCCGAUACAAAUGAACAAUAUGCAUAUAAUAGAACAUAAGCCCUAUGAAUAAUACUAGGUACUAAAAAAACAAAUAUCAAAAUUACAUGAUUAAUGUUGGAAAAUGUAUAUUUAAGCAAAUCGUUAUUUUCCCUUAGUCAUUGUAAAUAUGGUUAUAAACAAUAAGCAUUGCAUGUAACAUACAAACAUAUGUGCCGGCUCAUUUUCAUCUCACACAAAAAUAUGUA